AUGAAAAUCAGCGAUGUUCUCAAUGAAUCCAUAUUAAACGAAAAUGGGAAGUUGAAAAAAAGCGGAAUAGGGAUGGGCCUAGGGGUAGGAAUCGGCAAAGGGAAGGUAGAAAUGACCAGCAGCGAAAAUGUAAUGGAAGAAUUUGAAAUCAAAAGUAAGAUGAGGAAAGUGUGUUUGGGAAUCCCCACGAAGGAAUUGGAUGUGAAAAAUAUCCUCAGAUUAUUGAAAGAACCCAUUUGUCUCUUUGGAGAAGAUAGCUAUGAUAAAAGAAAAAGACUCAAAAGUGUGCUAAUAACAAAAUAUGAUAAAUUUGUAAAAAAAAAAAAUAUCGACAAUGAGGAGGAAGUGGAAGAAUUUAAAAAUAUCCUGAAAAGAUACUACAUCGAUUUUAGCAAAUUGUAUGAUGUGAAUUCACCAGAAUAUUUAAAAAUAAAUGAAUUGGAAGAACAGUUAGGGACGAAGCGGUUAAAACAACAAAGCAUUGCAGCUAAAGGGAUCACUGUAAGGAGUACCAUCACGGAAAAAUUCUACACAGAAAGUUCGGAAGCACUUAAGACAGCUCGUCUAGAUUUAACCUUAAAAACAUUGCCAAGGAUAUUAUUGCACAAAGAAAUGAUAAAAAAAUUUCAAGAUAAAUUUUCAAAGGAUGAAUUUGAAAGAUAUAUAUCCUUGUAUAUACUCUCAGUUAUAAGGAUACACGUACUGACAUGCUCGGAAGAUGAAACGAUAAAGUUCUUCGACAUCGAAACGCAGGAAGAGCUGUUUUACCAAGAGGGUCACAACACGAAUGUGUAUUCGGCCACGUUUAACCCCUAUGGAAAUUUAUACCUGUCUGGAGAUUCAAAGGGGGGGCUAAUGCUAUGGGACAUAAGAACGGGAAAAAAUAUUGACAAAAAAAAAAUGGUUCAUAAUAACCUCAUCAUGAACAUCAAUUUUAAUCCCUUCUUUCCAAAUAUGUUCUGUACCUGCUCAGCUGAUAAUACGAUAAAGAUAUUUGACUUGAGAAACUUUACCGUUUCGUGUAACAUCCUUGCACACAACAAAAUAGUAACGGACGCAGUUUUCGAGCCAACCUAUGGCAGGUACAUAACGUCCAGUUCCUUCGACACCUUCAUCAAAAUAUGGGACUCCGUGAAUUUCUACUGCACCAAGAUUUUAUACAAUAAUGAUAAUAAGGUGAGAAAUGUUGAUAUCUCUCCGGAUGGGAGUUUCAUAUCCUCCACGUCUUUUGACAGGACGUGGAAGUUGUACAAGAAUACCGAAUUUGCGGAGGAAAACAUUCUUGCUCAUUUUUCUUGA
Molecule: messenger RNA, 1299 nt
Organism: Plasmodium cynomolgi strain B
Lineage: Eukaryota; Apicomplexa; Aconoidasida; Haemosporida; Plasmodiidae
Product: WD domain G-beta repeat domain containing protein
Exons: 3
Coding region: 1-1299 (432 amino acids)
Biological process (GO): mRNA splicing, via spliceosome
Cellular component (GO): U4/U6 x U5 tri-snRNP complex
Molecular function (GO): protein binding; U6 snRNA binding; U4 snRNA binding
Source: RefSeq, a predicted model, not a curated record